CGCCUCAGAGCGGGGAGGCGGAGGCUGGGCGGCCGGGCGGCCAUAAAGGGAGGGAGCGGGGGGGGGAGCGAGGCGUGCGCGGGAGCGUGAGCGAGGCCGGGGAGGCGGCUGUGGCUGAGUUUCUUUGGAGAAGAAAAACCUUAACAUGGCAAGCAAAGGAAGUAAUACAGAUUGCAUGUCAUGCAGUGUGCUGAACUGGGAGCAGGUCAGCCGCCUGCAUGAAGUUCUUACAGAGGUGGUUCCAAUUCAUGGACGGGGUAACUUCCCAACGCUGAAGAUAACUCUGAAGGACAUAGUUCAGACCGUCCGGAGUAAGCUGAAUGAAGCAGGCAUUGCGGUACAUGAUGUCCGUCUGAAUGGCUCUGCAGCUGGCCACGUCCUGGUCAAAGAUAACGGUCUGGGCUGCAAAGACUUGGAUCUCAUUUUUCAAGUUUCUCUUCCAAGUGAGGCAGAGUUUCAGUUGGUUCGAGAUGUGGUGUUGCGUUCCCUCUUGAAUUUCUUACCAGAAGGAGUAAGCAAACUGAAAAUCAGUCCAGUAACACUGAAGGAAGCCUACAUCCAGAAGCUGGUUAAGGUGUCCACUGAGUCCGAUCGUUGGAGUUUGAUAUCGCUUUCCAACAAACACGGCAGGAAUGUGGAGCUGAAGUUUGUAGACUGCAUCAGACGCCAGUUCGAGUUCAGUGUAGACUCUUUCCAAAUCAUACUGGAUUCUCUGCUCUUUUACUAUGAUUGCUCAGAAAAUCCCAUGUCGGAGCACUUCCAUCCAACUGUGAUUGGGGAGAGUAUGUAUGGAGAUUUUGAAGCAGCUUUUGAUCACCUGCAGAACAAGCUGAUAGCUACCAAAAAUCCUGAAGAGAUCCGAGGUGGUGGGCUUCUGAAAUAUAGCAACCUCUUAGUGCGAGACUUCCGGCCCAUGGAUAAAGAUGAGAUCAAAACAUUAGAGCGCUACAUGUGUUCCCGGUUCUUCAUAGACUUCCCAGACAUCCUGGAUCAGCAGCGCAAACUAGAGACCUACCUCCAGAACCACUUCUCCAAAGAUGAGAGGAGCAAAUACGACUACCUCAUGAUUCUGCGCAGGGUGGUGAAUGAGAGCACUGUGUGUCUCAUGGGACAUGAGCGAAGACAGACUCUCAACUUGAUUUCUCUGCUGGCGCUCAAAGUGCUGGCAGAACAGAACAUCAUCCCUAACGCCACUACUGUUACCUGUUACUACCAGCCAGCACCGUAUGUUAGUGAUGUAAACUUCAGCAAUUACUAUCUUGCAAAUCCUCCAGUGCCAUAUAACCAGUCCUACCCCACUUGGUUGCCUUGCAAUUGAUUGCUUCACUUGAGUGUUCUUCAGCAGAGGCUUCUAAAAGCUGAGUGUACAUAGACAAAUAAUGGACAUUUGUAGGUUUUCUAGUAAGUAAGACUGUGGACUAAUUACUUCCUGGCUUGCAGUAGGAAUAUGCAACCAGGCAACCUGUGAAAAACUUCUUUGGUUCAUCUCUACAAAUGCCGAGAAGCCUUAUUACCUCUUCACUGCGAGAAGAGAACCAGCAACCAAAUAUUAAAGGAAUAGUUUCAGGACUAGGUACUUGUGUUGGAAGUGGCUAUUAACUUGUCAUCUAAGUGGAGUAAUUCAGUAAACUGUGGUAGUUAAUAGAGCUAAGACUGGGAAAUUUAUUGUGCAGAGCAGAAGCUGAUUUAAAACCAAAACUUUUUGUUGACAAACCUCACUACUUUAUACAUCUUCAGUUCAGAUUCUGGCCAGCUUCUUAUUGAAUUCUUGCGUAAGAGCUUAGGCUGCUUCUAUUUGGCUGUGUGGAACUGGUUAGUGUAUGGAUAAUGUCCCUCUUGUAGAGGGCCCAGUGGCUGUUUCCUGUAGUGCAUGGGCAUAUGUGGUCCUGCCUCAAGUUGAAGGUUUCUUUGAAGCUGGUGAUGGAUUGAUGAGCCUGUCUCUAAAAGCACGAGUUCAAGCUUAUUGGUUUAUCAUAAUAGUUUGGUCACUGUGUAACAUGUGUUUCUGGGAGGUGAAAUUCUUGAUCUAUUGUGGUCUCAAACUUUACUUGAUGAGGUGUGUAACCUCUAAGCAGAGCUCUGUACAGAUGCUGUAUGUGGUGAAAGUUUGCCCCUAGUUUCAGAAUAACCUCUGAAGGAGUAUCUACUCACUUGGAGGUGCAGGGGGCUGAACUGCAUGUGCUGAACUUUCUGCUUUGACACUUGUGUACUUCAUAAGGAUGGUUCUGUAUGUAGCAGUACUAGAAACUGACUGGUAAUACCUUAACUGGCAACUUUCACUCAAUUGCAAUAGUAAAAUUCAUACACUGUAAAUGCUUCUGUUUUCUUUGUUUAAUCAGAGAAGUAGACUAGAAAGACAAAAAUUAGAGCUAUUUAAUAUGUACUGGUGCAACGGUUAAGGAUACUUAAUUGUUAACUCCUAUGUCUUCUUGCUGUCUCCCUGAGUGUAUGAGACCAAAGUGCUGGAUCAAACAGAUGAUUUAAGUCUAGAAAGAAAAGCAGAUGGAAUAAAACUACAUGGUUGCUGUUAGAUGUGAAGAGUAAUAGCAGAGCAGCAUUUACUUGGCAGUGGGAAGGACUGCCUGUUCUUAGUAGGACCAAAGGUUUCUUGUUAUGUUACAGGCUCUCCUACUUUCUCGUAACUAAUGCAUGAAGGCCACCUUAGUGUAGCAACAAGGCACUUCUCACCUGGAAUACUGACUACUUGGAAGGCUUUUCUUAUAACUGAUGUGAUGUUGGUGUUGUCCUGAGGGUCAAAGGUAAUGCAAGCUUACUGAUGUAACGAGUUACUUCUGCAUGCAGAGCAAUACUUGGCGUAUUACAGAGUAUCACCAGGAGAAAGUUCUUUUGUUUAAGAACUUGUAAUUGCUUUCAUCCCUUAAAUAGCUUCAACUGACUUUUUUGUUUUGUAAAGCUAUGCCUGUUCCAAAAGUAAACCAAAACCAUUGCCUAGAGGGACGAGUUUGAUCUGAAUAUCAGCUUAGACUUGAGUCUUGUGGGAUCUCAUAGCUGGACUUUAGAAACUGUGUGUAUCAGCUCAUGCAGAAGUAGUAGUCAAUACUGAAGAGGAGCCCUUAUAAGUUUGAUGCAAGUAAUCUUUUUUCUUACUAGCCUUUGAAUGCCUUGGCUGCUUAGUGUCAGGCCGGAUGUGUCUACUGGGAAAAAAAGUGCUAGAAUAAAGCUCUCCUGUGUUCCUUCUGAGACAGAGCUAUGGGCACCUAGCUUCCCGCAAUAAAUAUUUGUGCUCUUGGUGAUGUAACUUGUUGCUGAGGCCUCCAAGGAAGCUUUGUGUAGAAUGCUAGCUCUCUAAACAGCUGACUCCCUUGGUUUAAGCUUUGCAGGGCUACCGGGUCCGACAUAUUAAAUUACUAAUGCUUUUUAGCCUGGUUGUUAAGUUCUUGAGUAGUUAAACUGUAGCCUGUGGUUGCUUAUUACUUACUCCAUUGUCACUGAACAGAAGAAACAAAGUUACUGGGACUGCGUUCUGUGUCUCUUUGCCUUAAAAUAAUCCUACUUGGGCAGUUUAGACAGAGUUGAAAUACAGAGUUGAAUAGAUUUGUCAGGGUGCUGCUUGCAGUCUACUACUUUCUGGUUUCAAAUUGUUGUGGCAGCAGCUCAAUCUGGUUGUAUGCUAGUUGGGUUGUGAUCAGUUUUACGAGGACCCUGCAGCUGGGAGUAAUAUGAGAAUGAAUGCUAAGGUGAUGACCCAUGGCCAAGUUCAGGGUGCCUGCUUCAUUCAGUCUCCCUGAAGUGCUAAAUGGCGCAAGCCUCUUCUCUGCUUGCUUCUGUAUCAAGUAGAAGUUUGAGAGAGGCUGCUAAACUUCAGGCUGUUACCCCAGUGCAUUCUUUCUAGGCAGUGCCAUCAUAGCAGAACUGCAGAAAUACUGGACUGCAAGACUUGUAUCAGCACAUUGUUCCUGAUGAUUAGGCUUCUAGGAGACUAGACUAGUUUAAAAUAGCAAUUUUCUUCCUGUAGCUUAAACUCUGCAGGGCUAAGCCAGUCCGAAACAUCUGUUUGUGAAUAUUCAUCACCAAGUUCCCUUUAACUUACAGUUUAUUGAUACUACUUCCUCAUUAUAAGAGAUUAAAUCUUCUUUAUUUGAUAAGGAUGCUACUAAAGAAACCUACCAGUGAAGUGCGUUUUAGUCAUUUUCAUUAGAUCCCUGUGCUAACCACCAUAGUUCUGAAAAGUGAUAAGUUAAAGCAUACCUUAUGCUCCCUCAACUCAAGAUGUAACUUGCUGUGCUUGUCUUCAGCUUGUUAGCUGUGACACUAAGCAGGAGAUUGUGAUAAAUGGUUACUCAGAAGCAAUCUUUUACCUUGAGUAGCCUGUCUACAGAGCAGAAGGUUUAAACCAGGUCUCAAUUAGGACUUUAAGUAUUUGGACUUAUAGAUAUCCAUAUUUUUGGGCUGAGUUAUGGGGUUGAGCAUAUGGUAUGUUUUGUGCCUAGAUAUCAUGGGAUUCUAAUAGAAUAGCUGCUCAUUCUUGGUAGUGAACUCUGCUUAUCACUACACGAGAAGUCCAAAUUACUUUAAGAGGCUUUCUCCAAACAAGUUACUUCAGUUUUAAACUGCUGGUGUGUUGAUAGUGCUCGCUUAGUGAGAGGUAUAAAAAACUAAUGGAAUUGGGUGCCGUAGUUGUUAGACGCAGGAAUAAGCAAUAAGCUGGUCAUUGUUAGUAGCAAAUGUGUGAUUUGGGCACUGGGAGCCAAAUGAAUGGUAAUACUUCUAGCCUUUGCAUCUAAGUGUUGCUCAAACCAUUACUGUCAGCUGUUAAAUAUGGUGAACUGUAUUUCAUAUGGGCUAUUUAAUUCCAGUGGAACUCGCUCUGAGGUGGAUUGCUGGGCUAUAUAGUUAUAGAAGCUUUGGGAGUGGUUGGAACUCUCCAGCUUUUCUUCGUUACCUGAAGAUGAAGCCACUUACUGAAGUGUUUGCAUUGGGCUUGUCUCUCUUUCUGGUUAAAACCUCACGAUUUGUUGAAAUGAAAAAGCUUUUUUUCUGUUUAUUUUUUUUUUUUUAAUUUUCCUAUCAGAAGUCAGCUCUUGGAAAAUCUAUCUUGAACCUGUUCUGGAAAAGUAAUUUUGUUUUGUUUCUUUAAGCUGGCAGGAUAAGAUACUAGAAAGAUUUCAAUUUGCGAUGAGCCCAAUUGUGAGAUUAGUUACAGUAACUACCUACUGUCCUGCACUGUGGUGUUCACUUGUCAUCCUUGGAAAUUGGGUUUUGGAGCUUAAUGAUACUGAAAUAAUUGUACAAAUAAACAUAUGUGAAACAC
Coturnix japonica (Japanese quail) is the source of this 5272-nucleotide messenger RNA. RefSeq names its product terminal nucleotidyltransferase 5C (gene TENT5C). Gene Ontology annotation, molecular function: poly(A) RNA polymerase activity; RNA binding. The record is from RefSeq and is a predicted model, not a curated record. Lineage: Eukaryota; Metazoa; Chordata; Aves; Galliformes; Phasianidae. Gene Ontology annotation, biological process: mRNA stabilization.